This is a messenger RNA of Labeo rohita (rohu), 1749 nucleotides long. RefSeq names its product probable methyltransferase-like protein 24. Bases 331 to 1410 code for a protein of 359 amino acids. NCBI's taxonomy places the organism in Eukaryota, Metazoa, Chordata, Actinopteri, Cypriniformes, Cyprinidae. The record is from RefSeq and is a predicted model, not a curated record. The transcript is spliced from 5 exons.
UGUGUGUGCGGGUCUGUUUGAGUGUGAAUGAGUUUGUGGGGACAUUCCACUGACUUCUAUUAUCUUUACUGCUCUAAUUUCUGUCCACUAAACAUCACGCAAACCGCUUUAGUACAUUAUUUAGUACGUCUAUUAAGCUGUUUUUCCUCGUGGGGAAAUUGGGAGGUGCAGGCAAACACUGACUCACGCUUACUGCUAUUUGUUGAUACACUGUCCAGCCGUGAGCUUUCGAUCCCAGUGCCCUCAAGCCAGAGAGUCACGGUGGCGCCGACUCUUCAUUUCUGUUGUCUGCACUCCCACAGGUCACUACAAACUCAAGAGAACUGAAGUAUGGCCGCUUGUAACUUUAGCAGAUUGAGAAGCGUUUCCCACCGUAUAUUAAUUAUGGGUCUGCCGGUGCUACUGCUAGUCCAACUACUGGUAAGUUUAACGGUGCCGCGCGCAUAUAGCAGCAAGAGCGGUGACGAACCUGCGUUUCUCGUCAUAAGCAUAAAGAAGAGUGACGGAUCAGCGUCGUCUGGGGUUAGAAAAAAUGAGCGGGAUUUGGAAAGCGGCGUGUUGGGUCUUUGGACCGACGAGGAUUCAAGACUUACAGGAUAUCAGGACGAAAACGAGCUUGAAGGACGCCAGGUAAUCGCACAUUCGCUAGAGAUUCAGGCCGCGGGUAGAGAGCUGAUACUGCAGCCGUGGGCAUCAGAACAACCGUCGUUUGGUGCAGAGUUGCAGCGUCUCACCCAAUUCAUCACCACAAUAGAGGUGAACUGCUCUGUGGUGCAGGGUUCAGAGGGGAAUCGAUCUACACACACUCCUGGUCACUCAGAUGUUUUGUGCAUCAACCACUGGAAGCGCAAAUGGGGUUGUGUGGCUUACUCAUUCAGUCUGGAUGGAAAGGAUGCUACAUUUUUAGACACAAUGUUGCAUGCGGGGUGCGAGGUUCAUCGGUUUGACCCCAGCAGUCGAGGCAGUCGAGAGCCUGCAUCUAUUAAGAAUCAUCGUGCUUGGUUAGACUGGAGAAAUCCACGCCGUCAUGCGGGCCUCGUGGGUAAUGUACAACACAGGCUGCUUGACAUUAUGGACUCCCUGGGCCACACCAUGGUGGAUGUCCUGCGUAUGGAUUUGGAGAGCGCUGAAUGGCGCAUUUUAGAAAGCUGGAUUAAGGAUGGAACUCUCAGAAGGAUCAAUCAGCUCAUUCUGACCAUUCAUCUGCAGUGGGCGGGGUUUGAGGUGGAUGGUGCCGAAGAGGAGGUGGUGCGUUUCUGGUACAGCGUACUGAGAGCCCUCCGCAUCUCAGGACUCCAACUCGUGCAUUCGGCACAUGGCCCGGGACACAUAGUGCUGAGACACAAACUGGCCGAGUCACACAGCUCAUACACACUCAGCUGGAUCAGGACAAGCGAACAGCCCAGAUAACCUUGCAAACGACACUUAGAUGCAGAAGCAAAACUCUAAUUCAGUAGAGGACUUUAAACUUACAACAUUGUCGUUUAGUGAGGUUGAAUUGUAGAUAUACAUACAAAUAUUCAUAACAUUUAAAGAGAUGAAGUUGCAUAUUAGUAUUUUGUUUCUUUCCACAAGGUAUGACAUGCCUUCUAGUGGUUGUGAACGGUACUGCAAUGAUUCAACUCUGCAUUGUGCGCACAAUUAAAUCUAUGACGAUGUGUCAUGUUUAAUUUAAACGUCAGUUUUAUACAACAGGGCUACGUGCAAUAUUUUACAAGUGCACUAUUUUAUAUGAAAUAAACUACAUAA